AAAUAAUGCAAAAAUUACAAUGUUAACCAGAAUAAAAAAAGACGGAGGAGGAGUUAUAUAAAUACGAAGAAUAUGUAAUGUUCUAUCUCCCGGCAGUUUUGAUUCCACUCUUUGAUGGAGGAUAAAGUAAAGCUACGCAAAGAGACCACCCAUUCAUGACAAUGGCUUUCUUCCGGGAAACGAUUUCUUCACUAUCUUCAAGCCCUCUCUUCUGCGCCAUUGUCACCCUCUUCACCCUCAUCCUUCUAUACUUCCCCUCGCUUCUCUGGGAUCCCCUUUUCUCCCCUCUCCUCAUUUCCACCUCCGUUCUGCUCUUCUCUCUCCUCCACCUCGGCGUGGCUCAGAGGAUUUCGCGAGUCGACUCAGAAAGCAGCUUUCUCUCGGCGGAGAAGACGGCUCUGUUAUUACAAUCUUCGAGUGUGGAUGGCAGGAUCAUUCCGGGUAAGCAAUUGGACUCAAAUUCGAACCCGGACCCGAAUUUUGGCCCAUUGUCUGCGGAAGAUUUUAUUGAGUGGGAUGUGAGGGCCCCUCUGGAGGUUAUUCGUGAAGAAUGGGGCGGAGAAGAAGAGGAGGAAGAGGCUUCGGAUGAGAAGAGAGUGGCGGCGAUUCAGAGGUAUGCUUCUCUGUCGAUGUAUUAUCCGGAUUCAGAUUCGGAUAGUUCGUCGGAAGGGGGAGCUCCGUUAAUCGGAGAGCCGGAUUCGCCGGAGACGAUGUGUUUCUGGUGGGAAGAGGUGGAUAAAGACGAGUUGAUUGAGAUUUCAUUGGACGGGAAGAGGAUUACUAGUGAGCCGGAAGAAGAUAAUUUGAUCGAGAUCGACCUUUCCCCGGGCCGAUGACGACUGGUUUUCCGAUAAGGUUUAGAUUUAAUUAUUUACUCGUAUUUCUUAAUCAAUACACUCCGUACUUGAAAAUGGUGACCUUGUAAAAUAUAUUCAUCACUGAGCAUAAAGUGAGACAUUCGGUAUUUAUUGAGGUUCUUCUCCCCAAUCAAACAUUGGUUAUAACUUGAAUAUAAUUUUUCCAACAAA
This is a messenger RNA of Cuscuta epithymum, 1028 nucleotides long. Lineage: Eukaryota; Viridiplantae; Streptophyta; Magnoliopsida; Solanales; Convolvulaceae. The record is from the annotation of a GenBank genome assembly.